Venustampulla echinocandica is the source of this 1152-nucleotide messenger RNA. RefSeq lists its product as uncharacterized. The record is from RefSeq and is a predicted model, not a curated record. Lineage: Eukaryota; Fungi; Ascomycota; Leotiomycetes; Helotiales; Pleuroascaceae. Bases 1 to 1152 code for a protein of 383 amino acids. The transcript has 2 exons.
AUGGCCGACUGGGAACCGCAACGUCCUUCGAAGCCGGCAUCUCGUUGGCCCGCACCGGAGAUUUAUGUGAAUAUGGAAUUCGGAGUGUCCCUAUCGCCUCGUGAUCCGCCUCAUAUAGCAUCGAUGAAAUAUGCGUCCAAGAAUAUGCACCAAAGAAUGUAUCGUCCUGAGCGAGAGGAGCGUCAGAUAGAUCCUCACCCCCCGACAUUAAUGCCAGGAGCUGGACGACGAUACCAAAGGCGCCAACAGUCCGACGAGCAACGGCCAUCAAGAUUGAUGGUCGCGACGAGACCACCCUACGAAAGAGCUGGAUCAGCUCCUCCUAGCAUAUCAGACCGAACCCACCCAAUCAACCCAGUCAGCCCAGUCAGUCAAGUCAGCCCCAUCUGUCACAGGAGCAGCAUGGUGAUAGAUCCAAGGGAAAGACCACUUCCUCCACUGCCAUCUCGAUUCCGUCUUGGUGAAGACGAUUUACCAUGGUCAGUCCCGACGUGGUAUAGACCUCAAGAGCAAGAGGUUGCGACACCUAGCGUGAUGAAUCCGGAACCGGAAGAGAGACGCGUGGAGGAUCCUCAACGUGAGAGAGAGUUGGAGGAGUUGCACCUAGCAAUGAUGACGGUCGACAGUUUGAACAACGAUGGAGGGGAACCCUGGACGGGGAGUAGCGUAGGAGAUGUUCCGAGGCGUCCGAGGAGCCUUGGUUGGGCUGUAAGAUCAGAACCGGAUCCGGAGUCAUAUUCAACGGCUAUGCUGGAUAUACCUCCCCCACCGUAUGUCGUUAGCGGCCACGGUCUGCUUACUCGUGAUGAAAUACAUCGAAGGCACCUCUCGAUUACUACAAAUAGGCUCCAGCGGGAGCGGAUCCGAACGAUGAUUCCCAAAGGCGAAGGGAAUCAUGACUUAGAAUGCGAGCUAAGCAGUACAAUGAGGUUGCGAGAACCAAAGUGUUAUACCGAUCCAGCGAAUGCAUCCCGAUACGAACUCACGGCAAACGUCACCAGUUAUCUUCGCCGGGCCGCUCUACAAGGCUCGCCCAUCGAGUAUUUUCUUGAGCACAAUGCGACAACGCAUAUCUGGGGACGCGCGAGACCUCGAGUUACGGCUGAAGUAGAAAGGAAAUCUCGAGGACGAGAAGUCCUCGCACGAUCCUGA